Lodderomyces orthopsilosis Co 90-125 is the source of this 1443-nucleotide messenger RNA. RefSeq names its product alpha,alpha-trehalose-phosphate synthase (UDP-forming) TPS1 (gene TPS1). Gene Ontology annotation, molecular function: alpha,alpha-trehalose-phosphate synthase (UDP-forming) activity. Gene Ontology annotation, biological process: trehalose biosynthetic process; cellular response to heat. The coding region runs from base 1 to 1443 and encodes 480 amino acids. The transcript has a single exon. NCBI's taxonomy places the organism in Eukaryota, Fungi, Ascomycota, Pichiomycetes, Serinales, Debaryomycetaceae. The record is from RefSeq and is a predicted model, not a curated record. Gene Ontology annotation, cellular component: alpha,alpha-trehalose-phosphate synthase complex (UDP-forming); cytosol.
AUGGUUCAAGGUAAAGUAUUUGUUGUUUCUAAUCGAUUACCAGUUACCAUCAAAAGAAAAGAAGAUGGAUCAUACGACUACUCCAUGUCCUCAGGUGGAUUAGUCACUGCAUUACAGGGUCUCAAAAAAACCACUGAAUUCCAAUGGUUAGGAUGGCCAGGAUUAGAAAUACCUGAAGAUGAACAAGCAAAAGUCAAUGCUGAUUUAAUGCACAAAUUCAAAUGUACUGCUAUUUUCCUUUCUGAUACCAUUGCUGAUUUACACUAUAAUGGAUUCAGUAAUUCCAUCUUGUGGCCAUUGUUUCAUUAUCAUCCUGGUGAAAUGAAUUUUGAUGAAAAUGCAUGGGCGGCAUAUAUUGAAGCCAAUAAGAAAUUUGCCGUCGAAAUUUCAAAACAAGUUGAAGAUAAUGAUAUGGUUUGGGUACAUGACUAUCAUUUGAUGCUAUUACCAGAAAUGUUACGACAAGAAAUUGGUAAACUGAAGAAAAACAUCCGUAUUGGGUUUUUCUUACAUACGCCAUUUCCAUCGUCGGAAAUAUAUCGUAUUUUACCCGUUAGAAAAGAAAUUCUUGUUGGGGUUUUAAGUUGUGAUUUAAUUGGAUUUCACACCUAUGACUAUGCACGUCAUUUCUUGAGUUCAGUAUCGAGAAUCGUACCCAAUGUGAAAACAUUGCCUAAUGGGAUCUUGUAUGAAAACCGAUCAAUUAGUAUUGGUGCAUUCCCCAUUGGUAUUGAUGUUGAUAAUUUUACUGAAGGUUUGAAAAAACCUGAAGUUCAACAACGUAUUGCUCAAUUGGAAUCAAAAUUUGAUGGAAUUAAAGUGAUUGUUGGAGUUGAUCGAUUAGAUUACAUAAAGGGAGUCCCACAAAAAUUGCAUGCAUUUGAAAUUUUUUUGCAACAAAAUCCUGAAUGGAUAGGCAAAGUUGUUCUCGUUCAAGUUGCCGUACCUUCCAGAGGUGACGUUGAAGAAUAUCAAAGUUUGAGAGCAACUGUCAAUGAAUUAGUUGGUCGAAUCAAUGGUCAAUUCGGUACGGUUGAAUUCGUACCUAUUCACUAUAUGCAUAAAUCUAUUCCAUUUAACGAAUUACUUUCAUUAUACAACAUCAGUGAUGUAUGUUUAGUCAGUUCUACAAGAGACGGAAUGAAUUUGGUGUCAUACGAAUACAUUGCGUGUCAAGAACAGCGUAAAGGAGCAUUGAUCCUUUCGGAAUUUGCCGGUGCUGCUCAAUGUUUAUCUGGAGCCAUUGUUGUCAAUCCAUGGAAUACUGAAGAUUUAAGUGAUGCGAUAAAGGAAAGUUUAACAUUACCACUGGAGAAGAAAGCAUUUAAUUUCCAAAAAAUGUUUGAAUAUAUUUCAAAAUAUACUUCAGGUUAUUGGGGAGAGUCAUUUGUUAAAGAGUUGUAUAAAUGUAAUGGUGAUGUUAAACACGAUUCAAAGAAAUAA